UAUAAAAUGGCGGCUUUAUGAUGCAAGCUGUCAGUUGAUAACUUAUAGUGGAGUGCCGGUGUAAAAAUGUAAUGAACGGCGUUAUAUUGGAGAGCAUACAUAUCCAGAUGUCAACUAGGGCGUUGUACGAAGUAAGAAAUUAGUAAAGAGUGUGAAGGAGUGUGCUGUGGACAAACUGAGCAGAAGUUGAAGAUGAAUGUGCUACAAGCCACUAAACAGUCAAAAAUAUAACAGACUUGUGCAUCAACAUUUUAACUACCAGCACCAUGAGACAAAUGCAGCUUUUCUACAUGGUACUUGCCAUCAUAACCCUAAUAAUAAUAACCUUUAUGUCAUCCAAUCUUCGCAUUACCACCAGAAGUCAUUCACAAGCACUGGCAAACAAUUUAAGACGCCUAGCAGUAGACCUUUCUGAGACACAACGCAGCUUGAUGCAUUUACCAUUGCAAUUCUACAAAAUUGAACAAAAUAUUCAGCUCGUAAAGCAACUGAUAAAAUCAGUGGAUGGACAAUCAGUGCAAGAGGACAAAGUUUCCAGCAAUUCCCCCUCGGAAACAUAUGUUACUAAGAGAGAGGUUUGUCCUGAGAAAUUUAUGGGAAAUGAUUCUUCUUAUGGCUCUCCAUUUUAUAGGAAAGGUUUUGAGGGAGAGGACUGCACAGACUAUGUUCCAAUUUAUGAGCUUGUGACUAUGAUUGUCACAUCACCUAAGGAACUAUCACCUGAAAACUUGAGAAAAGUGUUUGAAGGAAUCGCCACAUAUUAUCCAAGAGUUCCUGUAAUAUUUACAUCAAACAAAACGUUAAAGGCAAAGAGGCUGAAAAAAACAAGAUUAAAUCAUCUAAUGUUCAUGGCAUUUGAUGACCUUACACAUGGAGAAACAUGGUCCAAGUUACUCAAGAAGGUGACCACACCCUAUGUGCUCUUUGCCCCAGAUAUCACGUACUUCACUGAUGAUGUUAAUCUUGAACACCUUGUUCGGGUACUGAGUGAAAACAAGGAUACCAUCAUUAUUGGAGGAAGCCAUAAAAAUCAGCGGGGGGAGUGGGACAAUAGCUGUCGUCAAGUGCAAUUCAGAAAUUGGACUGCAUAUUUUGCAGAUGGUUAUUACCACUCAUUUAAUGAUUGUUUAGAAUGUGAUGUACUGCUUGGUCCAUUCAUGGCAAAAACCAAGAAACUCCAGGAUCUUGGAAUUGAUGAAAAACUACAUUUUGGUGCCUUUCAAGACUUAUUCUGGCGAUUAAAACUCAAACAUCCAGAGAAAGUUGUUGCCAGCUGUCCUGAUGUCAUGUUUGACACUUAUGAGCAGGAAGUUCCUGAUGAAAAAUUUGUCCACCUCACUCAAAAAUGGGAUGUGAAGAAAUGGGUGGAAUCUAAUGGGCGAGUGCGUUGGUAUGGAUGCCGAAGAGGUGGGCAUGCACAUGAUAAUAAAUCUUCCUGUGGUAUAUCAGCCACAGGACUCGCUGUUCCUCCUUGUGACUUGGAGAAUCUUGCAGAUAUGGUCAAGUUUAUCAUGAAAGAAUGCGAAAAUGCUGGGAUUUAUUGUGAAGUUAUGGAGGGAUCUCAAUUAGGGGCUGUUAAAUUAAAAAAGGUUUUGCCAUGGGAGCGUGAUGCUGACAUCCAGUUUCUUUCUGAGAACUACACAGCAAUUCAAAAGCUCCGUCCAAGAUUUGAGGCAGCAGGCUAUAAAUUUGAAGAUAGAAAAGGAACUGAAUGCUGCACAGAUGGGCGUAAGACGUCAGGAAUUUUUGUAAUCUAUAGAAAUGGCUGGGGUGUUGACUUUUAUGGAAGACCUAAGCUUGAGUCUGAGAUGCUUGUAGCUAAUGGUCAGCAGCCAACUAAAGUGAUGUUUGCUGUUCAGUGGGUUACUGCCAUGCGCAAUCCGGGACUUUCUUCACGUAAUCGAUAUGGACCCAAUAUUUAUCGUCAUGUAGAGCAUUGGUAUUACAUAGGGAUGAAGAGUGGGGGAAUGCGCUACAAAUCAGGUGUCUUCACCAAAUGUCCCAAGCCAGGACACAUAGGGUGUUUAAACCAGCUCCGCCCUGAUGGCAAUCUUCCAUCUGGUGACAGCUUUGUGACCUAAAUUGCUUUACACACUAACUUGGAAUUGGAAUAAGCCAACAGAAGCAAAUUUUAUGAAAUGCAUCAAAGUAGUUGUUUAUGGAAAGGACCUUAAGAGGCCAUGUAAAGUGUUUUUAAAAGGCUGUAUUUGCUCACAUUUGCUUGAUGUCUGUGCAAUAUUUGCCCCAGUUGAAUUGAUGUUAAAUGAAAAGUGAUAAAUAGACGCUUACUGGAAACAACUUUGUGGAACAACAUGUGCAGUUUGCAAGAAUAUUGUAAUGUAAGUUAGCACUACACAGGUAAUUGCUGUAGAAGAUAUGUGAUAGACCAAAUUGUGGAAUAGGCACAACAACACCUUGAGUAAGAGAUCACACUAGAGUGUCAGUCCUCAGUGUCAGCAAGUAACAGUUUAACAGUGGAAAUAACACAAAGUUUGUAGUCCAUUGUAGAGAGAAUAGGACAUACAUAUAUUUCCUGACAAUAUCUCUUUCAAUGCACCUUUAAUUCAUUUUCUGCUAAAUUCACUUUAAAUUAUUUUACAAAGGGGAUCAUCAGAAAUAAGACCAAAGAAUUUGGUCUUAAUUAUUUUGACCAAAUGCUUACAUAUACUGGAUUAAAUAUAAAAUGAGCAUGAAAGGUGUUCAGCUCCUCAAUAAUAUGUAGAUUUAUUCCUGUUAAUUUUUUUUUUUUGAGACUGAUGUACUUUUUUUCUAGUUGCAGCUAUUAAAAUAAUGGUAAUUGAAAUCAUUAACAUCAUGAAGAAAUCCA
Stylophora pistillata is the source of this 2827-nucleotide messenger RNA. RefSeq lists its product as uncharacterized. Lineage: Eukaryota; Metazoa; Cnidaria; Anthozoa; Scleractinia; Pocilloporidae. The record is from RefSeq and is a predicted model, not a curated record.